Messenger RNA from Melampsora larici-populina 98AG31, 1032 nucleotides. RefSeq lists its product as uncharacterized. Gene Ontology annotation, molecular function: rRNA binding. The record is from RefSeq and is a predicted model, not a curated record. Bases 1 to 1032 code for a protein of 343 amino acids. The transcript is spliced from 4 exons. Gene Ontology annotation, cellular component: preribosome, large subunit precursor. Lineage: Eukaryota; Fungi; Basidiomycota; Pucciniomycetes; Pucciniales; Melampsoraceae. Gene Ontology annotation, biological process: ribosomal large subunit assembly; rRNA processing.
AUGGCAAAACGAAAGAAAAAUAGAACUCAUCGACUUAAAUCCAACACAACUCCAUCAAACCAACAACCUUCACCUAAAUCAUUCAUUAUCAAAUCAACACCUGCUCAUCAUACAUCUUCCAAUAAGAAUGGAAUUAAAUCAGAUUCAUAUAAUUCAACUAGUCUAAACUUAUUAGUUAAAGAUUUUAGAAAAGUUAUGGAACCUAAUACUGCAAGUAAUCUAAAGGAAAGAAAAUCGAAUCGAUUCAAAGAUUUCUUAGCUAUGGCAGGACCACUUGGAGUAACCCAUAUGAUAGUCUUUUCCCAAUCAUUAACCAGAUCUAAAUCAAUUCAUCAAGACCAUCUUAAAGAAGAAGAAAUCAUGUCAUCUAUCAAUCUAAAGAUUUAUAAAGUGCCUAGAGGUCCUACCCUAAGUUUUAAAGUUUUAAGGUAUAGUUUAAUGAUUGAUAUCUUAAAUGCUGAUAAAUCUCCUCGUAGUCCUGGUCAAGAAUUUAAAACUGAACCUUUGUUAAUUAUGAAUAAUUUUAAUCCAACACCUACAACAACACCAGAUGAAGCCAAUCAAUUAAAUUUACUAACCACCACUUUUCGAAAUCUGUUUCCCCAAAUCAAGAUCCAAGAAAUCCAAUUGAUCCAAACCCGAAGGAUCGUACUAUUAUCAUACAAUCCGAUGACGAAAACGAUUGAUUUUAGACAUUAUCUUAUCACAGUCAAACCGAUUGGAGUCAGUAAAUCCAUACGAAAGUUAAUCGAAGGAUUCACAUCGGCUCAAUCUGAACUUGAAACUUCAUCGAUGAAGGAUGAUGUAGAUACAGAUUUGGAUGGGAUGAGUAGUGGUGCAGAGGAUGAAAGUGAGAAUGAGAUUCAUGAAAAUAAAAUCGAAUUACCUCAACAUUAUUUAGGUAAAGGAAACUUGAAGAAUUCGAAAAAGUCUAUUAAACUUAAAGAGUUAGGACCUAGACUUGAGUUAGGUUUGGUGAAGAUCGAACAAGGUUUAGGAAAUGGUGAUGUAUUAUUUCAUGAAUUCAGUUGA